Closterium sp. Naga37s-1 is the source of this 429-nucleotide messenger RNA. Lineage: Eukaryota; Viridiplantae; Streptophyta; Zygnematophyceae; Desmidiales; Closteriaceae. The record is from the annotation of a GenBank genome assembly.
AUGGGUAAGACGCGUGGUAUGGGAGCCGGGCGCAAGCUGCGCAACCACCGGCGCAACCAGCUGUGGGCGGACAAGCAGUACAAGAAGAGCCACCAGGGCAACGAGUGGAAGAAACCCUUCAUGGGCUCGUCUCACGCCAAGGGCAUCGUGCUCGAGAAGAUUGGUAUUGAGGCGAAGCAGCCUAACUCCGCUAUUCGUAAGUGCGCGCGAGUGCAGCUGAUCAAGAACGGCAAGAAGAUCGCCGCGUUCGUGCCCAACGACGGUUGCCUCAACUUCAUCGAGGAGAACGACGAGGUGCUCAUUGCCGGAUUCGGACGUAAGGGGCACGCUGUGGGAGAUAUUCCCGGUGUGCGGUUCAAAGUGGUGAAGGUGUCUGGUGUGUCGCUGCUCGCUCUCUUCAAGGAAAAGAAAGAAAAGCCCCGGUCUUAG